AUGGACUUGUUCUGGCCAAGGGGAGGAAUGGGAAUUAGAUGGAGGGGCUUUGAAUAUUUUAGCUACACUGGGAAUUGUCUACGAGUAACUAUGCUGCGCCAGUUUCACGUGUGCACACAUAAUUUGACUGUGAAAGGGCAACUUUCUCGUUCCUUCGUCGACCUCGACCUCGACCUUCGCGAUUGUGAACUUGCCCAACUUGUCAGUCGAACUCACCCACCACCGCAUUGUACAAUUUUUCCGGCAACAUCGUCAAC
Molecule: messenger RNA, 257 nt
Organism: Sphenostylis stenocarpa
Lineage: Eukaryota; Viridiplantae; Streptophyta; Magnoliopsida; Fabales; Fabaceae
Source: the annotation of a GenBank genome assembly